Molecule: messenger RNA, 6155 nt
Organism: Cydia fagiglandana
Lineage: Eukaryota; Metazoa; Arthropoda; Insecta; Lepidoptera; Tortricidae
Exons: 15
Coding region: 103-3393 (1096 amino acids)
Cellular component (GO): nucleus
Molecular function (GO): zinc ion binding
Source: RefSeq, a predicted model, not a curated record
UGAUGGCGUCGGUUCGUUGUAGCGGCAUGUAGAAUACCGUAGCAAGCUUUCUUUUAUGUUUUUCACGUGAUUCUCUUUAAUAAACCUGCAGAAACGGCAAGAAUGGAGAGAUAUACAAUAUCAAAGUCUGAAAAGCAGACAAUUUAUGAAAUAUACCGGGCGUGUCGGCUUUGCGGCGCCGGCGGUGGCUAUCGGAUGCCUAUCAUUCAAAACAUAAUCGACUUGGACAGUUCCGAACUAGAAUUGAGGCAGAAAAUACAAGAAUGUUUACAACUGGAGGUGCGGCCUGAUGACCGAAUGCCUCCGCUCAUCUGUGAGCUGUGCGUUGAUAAAGUGAAUGACUUCUACCAAUUCUUGGAGAUGACUCGUCAGACAAAUAUUAAGACUAGGACCAGGCUUGGCCUUCCCAUACAGGACACUAAGAAAGGAGAACCUGAACAAAGUAACUGUAUCCUUGGCGUGACAGAGCCGGUUUAUACAAAGGAUGAUGAGCCACCAAAGAGUAAGGCGGGUCCCAAAUGCACCAAGAAGAUUAAAAAGGAGCCUGAUGUUAAAGUUAAGAUAGAGAACACCUCGGACUCAUCCUCCCGCUCUUCAAGCGUGUCCUCUCGCGCGUCCCGCCGCGCGCCCUCCCCCGCCCCCUCCCCCGCCGCGCGCCCCGCCCGCGGCGCCCCCGCCCCCUCCCCCGCUGCUGCGCCGGCCCGCUCGCGCCGCUCGCUGCUGGAAGAAGCGCUAGCGCGACGGAAACCGGACCCGCCUAAGAUUAAAGACGCUAAGACGGAGACGAAGAAUAAGACUGAGGCGCCUAAAGACACACAGACACCAAAAGAAAAAAAGGCGACACCUGCGAAAAAAAAGGGAGAAUUGGAAUCUUUGCUAGAGGACAGCAUGAAGUUUGAUGACAACACUUUGCUGGUGCCGCGAUCGUUGAAGAGGACGCGAGAGGAGCCCCCUAGGCCUGCGCUGCUGCCCAAGAGGGCUAAUCUUGCAAGAUAUUUAAUGGAUGCAAGAAUAAGGCCCAUACCAACAAAAGAGCUCCUAAAGGAGCCUUCACCGCCCCGCAGACCAGGCCCGAGGUCCAGACAGCCAGUGAAAGAGCCGUCCCCGACUCCCAGACCCGGACCCAAGUCGAAGAAGACCAGAGUGGAAGAAGAAAAUGUGCCUGCACCGCUUAAGGUGCCUAAGUCUAAGGCCAAGCCGGAGUUACCCAAGACGAAAGAGCCGCCUAAGCCUCCAGAGGAGCCCCCGCCGUCCGCGCCUCCGUUCAAGUGCGUAGUGUGCGACACGCACUGCAAGAACUCGGGGGGCUUCGCGAGGCACCUGAAUAUACACGUGCCCACCUUCACUAAACCUACACACGCGUGCAACCCGUGCGGUACAUGGUAUGUAACUGCCGAAGAGGCAGCGAGCCACCACCGCUACCACGCCGCCUCCACCUUCCCCUACCACUGCCGACGGUGCUUCGACGACUUCCGCACUCUACAGCUGUAUGACGACCGGUGCGGUACCUGGUAUGUAACCGCCGAAGAGGCGGCGAGCCACCACCGCUACCACGGCGCCUCCACCUUCCCCUACCACUGCCGACGCUGCUUCGACGACUUCCGAACUCUACAGCUGUAUGACGAUCACAUAGAGUCGGGGCUCUGCGUGGGUGAUGAGCCGCCGAGUGAGAAGUGCGAGGAGUGCCUGGCGCUGUUCGCCACCGCCGCGCUGCGGGCCGCGCACCGCUGCCCGGGCCGCGGCUUCUCCGAGCAGGCAAAGUUACUUAGAACUACUAGGCCAAAUUGCAUAAUUAAACAAAUCUUUUUUACAGGCAAGUGCUCGAAAUGCUCCAGAACGUAUGCGACCGCUAAGACCCUCAAGAAACAUGAAAGCCAGUGUAGUCAGAAGAGAAAAGGAGGAGACUUGAUAGCGGACCCGGACGUGCUGCGAAGGCUGAAGCCGAUGCAGGUGCGGAUCACCAAGUGCGAUGGUCUGCUGGCACGAGAGACGGGGGAACACUACGACGUAUCCAGGGUUAAACCGAAUUACGGACUGGCAAAGAACUACAUCUAUCCAUACAUGAAGCUGCCUCCAGUCAAGAGCGAACCGCUCUACCGCGACAGCAUGGUCGCCAUCCCUGUCGCACUCAAGGAGGAGUUCUCUUUCACACACUGGGACAGCGACAGUGAUGUAGAAGAAUCCAUCGUCAGAAGCGUACCCUCCCUCACAACUUUAGCUAUCAAAAAAUUAUUCACUAAAAAUCUCCUAGGUAAAGUACCUAGAAAAAGAAAGAAGGUCAAAAAUGAAGCUUUUGACAAUGAAAACGACUUCGGUGACGUAAGUAAGGAUAUUAAUGAUAUAAUAAAUAGUUUAGACGAUAUGGGAAACGGUAGUUUAGAUAGGAAAGAUUUGACAGCUAGAAUUAAGGAUAUUAUUGGGUGUUUUGAUAGUGAAAUUAGUGAAAAUGUAAAUGACAAGACAGCUAAUGAACAAAGUGAGAUUAUUAAUGAGGAUGCUAAUGUAAUUGAUGAAACGAUUGAUAAUGAUGGUGAAAAGAAUAAAACCUCUGAUGAAAGUCAUUGUGAAACAGUUGAUGGUAAAGGAACUGAUGAAACAAUGGCUGAUAAGAAUCAAGUACAUGAUACAGUAACACAUGACGUUAGUUCUAAAAUGGAUAUAAAUACUGAAAAUGAUGAAAGUACAAAAGAAAAUGUGUUAGAAUCUAAUGAUAACGGUAAUUGUGAGAAAACAAGCAAUAAUAAAGUCUAUCAUGGUGAAAAAACCAUAGAUAAAGUAUUAGAGAGUAACCAAUUAAAUGAUGAUAAUGAUAAUGAAACAAUCAAUAGGCUAGAUAGUGAAACUAAUGAUCAUACAGUUAGUUAUGAUAAGGAAAUUGACAUAAGUUUACAAAAAUCAAAAGAUGAUGAAGGCGUAGCUGUUAAUACUAGGGAUCUUGAAAAUGUGCCGGUUAAUGGAAUCAAUACUUUACAAAACGAAAAUUCUUUCGAAAAUGACACAAAAAUCAAUCAAAAUGAAAGUUCUUCGGACAAAGAAUCAAAAAGCAAUGACGAAACGAAGUUAACUGAAGAAAUCAGUAAACAAAUAAACAAAGAAAGUCCAAUUAAGCACAGCAUAGAAAACUUAAUAGGAGAAACUGAUAAAAAUCCAGAAAAAUACAUAAACGAAGUAAUAUCAAGUAUUGAAGAAUUAAAUAGAUGUCACGAACAAAUAAAUGGACAGAAUGAUAAUGAAAUUAAUAAUAGCAAUCUAAUGGAAGCGUUAGAUGAAGAAAUCGGUGAGAAAAGUCUCAGUGACCAAGAUAAAAUCACUUUAGAAGAUCUAUUGCCUAAGGGAGAUACGUGUGAGGAUUUGGAGAAUAUAUCGGACGAUGAUUUCAAUUUUGAUGCCUAAAAUCUUCGAGCAACACCGGCUUCCGACACGUCGGAAGUCGGAAGGGAGGGGCCCAAGCUAUAUAUUACAAGUGGGGCAUUAUCUAUGAAAAAGAACCUUAUUGUCGAUGGUGCUUACCAGGGAUGUUGCGAAUAUUCGCAUCCGCAUCCGCGGAACAUCCGCAUUAUUUUCAACAUCCGCAUCUGCAUCCGCAACCACAUAAAAUCGAUGCGGAGCAUCCGCAUGAUGCGGAUGUCGACCAGUCGGUAACAGGAACGCAUUAGCAAUUUCGUCAUUAUAUACAACAAUAUCGUCUAGAUCGCGAAAACCCGGCCAAGUUACUGUUUAUUAAAUAUAACGCACCUAAUAUAUUCUUGCUCAAUAAAUAAACAUUUCAUUUAAAAAAAAAUACUAAAUAUGUAAUAUUUGGCCUUCCUAAGUACCAAGUCUUGACAUCCGCAUCCGCGGAUGUGAGGCUUUAAAUAUCCGCAUCCGCAUCCGCGGAUGUCAAAAAAUCUGCAUCCGCAACAUCCCUGCGAUAUAUUACAAAUGGGGCAUUAUCUAUGAAAAGGGACCUUAUUGUCGAUGGCGCUUACGCCGCACAGCGCCGCGCGGCAUUGUAUUUAUAUCCGAGCAUCGUUAAUAAUGGAGUAAGCGCCAUCGACAAUGAGGUCCCUUUAUAGCUAACGUCACAAAAAGGGAUGUUUCCUGUACUUAAAAUAAAUUAUUUCAAACCGUGCACUAAAUAAAUCACACAUAGAUAGCAGCUAUAUUUAAUUUAAACACAAUUUCUAUUUAAUAAAUCUGAUUGAAAUAUAAAAAGUAGGUGAGUUGACCGUGACGUCUGUGUUGCUCGAAGCCUAAUGUAAUAUAAAACGCAUUCUAAUAUAUGGCACUAUCCCUUUCGACUAUUUAGGGUUGUCAAAAUUCAAGUAAUUAUCUUAUCUAUGGUCGUGCACGCAAAAGGAAGUCAAAUGGUGCCAACCCUAAUAAUUGCUCAAAGCAAUGCUGAGCCGAGUGGAGCCGAGUUUGGCCGAAGUCAGGAGUGUCUCCCCACUGCCUGAGAUAGUGUCGCUACAAACAGCUUUAUCACAAUCAGUGUAGCUUUUUUUGUAUACACGGUGUAACAUGAGUAAACCGAAUAAUUUUAACCACGCAUUUCUGAGGUCAAAAGAAGUAAAAAAUGUAAUAUGAGUUUAGGCCAAUUUCGCCAAAAAAUAAUUUUUUUUUUGUUUUGUUUUUUCAAUUUUUUGAGUGUAUUUGUACAUAAAAAAUAAAUGUUAUUGGCAAACUUGUCACUUAAAAUUGAUUUUUAAUUUUUUUUUUCGUAGAACCUACUUUUUACAGUGUUACUUGUCACUUUUUGACAUCUAUCAAUAAGGAUAUUUAGACUACGUCCCAUAGCAGCAACAUCACCAUCAAGAAGGCCUUUUACACUAUGUAACAAUAAAAACUUGUUUUUUUUUAAAUUAAUAGUAUCUCUGAAACUAGGCGAAAAUCAAAAAAGUUUAUAGGACAUUUUUGUCUCUAAAUAUGAUCAGGAAUACGCUGUUAAAAUUAUUCGGUUUACUCAUGUUACACCGUGUAUAUUCGAUACCUUUUAUUUUAAUUGUAAAGUUCGACAAAAAUAUUUGUCAGUUUUUCUCGCAUUGUAUGCAUUCUAAAAGAGUUGUAAAUUCUACGAAAAGUCAAGCACCCGAGUUCGUCAGCUGAAAUAGCUGGCGCUGUUGUAUUUUUUGGUACUACAGUAGAAUCCGCUUAUAAUGACAUUGAAGGGAAGUGACAAACACGUCAUACUAAGCGGAUGUCAUGUAAAACAUAGUUGUACAACUUAUUAUUUUUGUUAUGUUUUCUAAAUUAAUCUCAUAAACCCUUUGUGAGAAAUAAGUUUUAUUAAACUUGUAACAAAUAUCAACUUGUCACUGAUGAUCAAAACUAAAAUACCUUACACGCCACGAACGUACCAAACGUCCUCGCAAGGAAAGACGUGGUGACGGCCACGAAAACAUAAGUGUCAGUAUAACCGGACAUAAUUUCAUGAAAAUGGGAUUUUUCGGUCAUAGUAAGCGAUUUGUCACUAUAAGCGAAGUCAUCUUAUCCGAAUUUGUCACUAAGAAUUUUAUAUGAAAACCAAACUUUGAACCGUAAUUACGUCAUAGUAAGCGGUUGGUCAGUAUAAGCGGAGUCAUAAUAAACGGAUUCUACUGUAACUGGAUUUUCAAAAGUUAACUAUUGACAACCAGAAUCACCGCUUUAUGUACGGAGCCGUACCAUCUACAUCAGCUGUCAAUUUUGAAUACUAUUUUUAGGGUCCCGUACCCAAAGGUUAAAAACGGGACUCUAUUACUAAGACUCCACUGUCCGUCUGUCUGUCACCAGGCUGUAUCGUAUUUGUUGUUAUUGCGGCAACAGAAAUACAUCAUCUGUGAAAAUUUCAACGGUCUAGCUAUCACGGUUCGUGAGAUACAGCCUGGUGACAGACGGACGGACGGACAGCGAAGUCUUAGUAAUAGGGUCCCGUUUUACCCUUUGGGUACGGAACCCUAAAAAGUACGGAACCCUCGGUUCGGAAGUCCGACUCGCACUUGUCCCGGUUUUUUUUCUUAGACUACAUCUUUUGUACAUUUAAUAUUUCUAUGUCGCGCAAUAAUAUAUGUAUCACAUAUGAUACUUUCGUUUUGGAAUUAGAUGAAACGUAUGUUGAAUGUUUGUGAAUAUUUUGCCUUGUAUUUAGUGGUUAUGCAUGUACAUAUUGAAACUUAGAAAUAUAACUAUUACCUAUG